UUACCACAUUAUAUGUAACCUACACAAAAGAGAACAGCACACAAUCCACUAGACUUUAUUUCAUAAGAUUAUCAACACAUACACCAACAUAGUCUUUUUUGAACCAUUUCUCCCAAGCUCAACAUUUUGCAUUCAAACUAACCGAAACAGCACCUGACUACCACUUUGCAACACAUUACAACAGUCACUUUUGGUUCACCAACAGGCACAAUAUAGACAUUAAUACACUAUAGAAGCAUGAAGAAGUACCAGCUCAUAGGAAGACGAAGGCUAUUCACCUUCAAAAAGCAAAAUACACAAUAUCCACUACUACACUUGUGUUCACUACCAAUAGAAAUCCUCCUACAAAUAUUUAAAGAAUUCGACAAAGAUACCAAAACACUAAUUAUUCUAUCACUAAUAUGUAAGAAGUUCCAUGUAAUCAUAAACAAAAACUUCCUUUAUUCAUCCGUUACAUUCAAGAAACCAUCUACAUUUUACAAAUUCUCAGUGAGACAUUUAUUGCAUGAACCCAGUUCCAACAUCAACUACUUACAGAAAGUUGAAUUGGUGAAUCCUCAAGUUCGGGAUUCGUCCAAGUAUAAGUCUCGGAUUGCGGGCGCAUAUCAUAUCGAGAGCGAGAAUCGAUCGGCGGACCAGUUGAACUAUACUGAUUUCAUAGCAUCGAUUAAAUCAUUGCUAGGAGAAGCAUUCGGAUUGAAAUGUUUGGUGUUGAGUGAAGUAGCUCCGGAGUUCACAUUCCCUAUGGAGCAGCCAGCAUCAUCAACAAGUUCCAUAGGUGGUUUGAGACUAUUAUCUAAGAAGAAAACAAUUCCUCGAGCUAAAAGAUGUUUGGAGAAGUUUGUUCUUCGUACACAGUCGGGUUGGUCUAUUCCUUUCAAGCAAGGUCAUUUAUCCUUAGUAUGUGAGUAUUUUGAUGUGAUUAAGGAGUUACACUUGGUGAACUUUAUCAUCGACGAUAUGAAACCAAUCAACAUUGAUGGUGUGCAAAUUCAAAAACUUAUCAUUGAGUCAUGCAUAUACACUAAUUCUUUCAAGAAAUCUCGCAAACCUCAACCAAAUUCAAUAUUCAAUAAUGUGACCACACUCGAAUUGAAGAGUAUUAUGCACGAUAAUGGAUUGUCCUUGAUUGAUUUGGUCAGAUUGAACAAUACAAGUUUGAAUCAUUUGAUAAUGGACACUUCUUCAAGUAUGUUUUAUACCAACACACCAUCAGGGAAUACCGAAUUUAAUUUCACCAGGUUUAAUCCAUUCUUUAACUUGCUUUGUUCAGGAUAUGGCAAAUUAACCACGUUAACAUUAACUAAUUUUGGAUUAUUCGAUUAUUUCAUCCACGAUGUAGUUCACGAAGAUUCAGAUUCUUGGGUAGAACCACCAACCAACAACUUCGAAACGUUUAUGAAAUAUGUCUCGCAGAUAAAUCGAUUAGUGAUUGUGUUGAGAAAAACUCCCAGUAUGGUGAAAACUUGUAUAAAGUGUGGCUUCACGGAACAACAAUCGGACAAAAACAUUGAUUCGCUAACACCAGGUGAAUGGAAAGUAUUUUUAAAACCACUAGAGUUAAACAGUGACAACUCGUUGAAAAUAUUUAAUUAUCGAAAUAAACUACUUUAUUCAAGUUCAAAAUAUAAUAUAUAGAUACAUAGAGAUUAAUUGAAUAAGCUGG
Spathaspora passalidarum NRRL Y-27907 is the source of this 1666-nucleotide messenger RNA. RefSeq lists its product as uncharacterized. NCBI's taxonomy places the organism in Eukaryota, Fungi, Ascomycota, Pichiomycetes, Serinales, Debaryomycetaceae. Bases 745 to 1638 code for a protein of 297 amino acids. The record is from RefSeq and is a predicted model, not a curated record. The transcript has a single exon.